Messenger RNA from Zootermopsis nevadensis, 1986 nucleotides. RefSeq names its product protein SERAC1. The record is from RefSeq and is a predicted model, not a curated record. NCBI's taxonomy places the organism in Eukaryota, Metazoa, Arthropoda, Insecta, Blattodea, Termopsidae.
GUCGCCGUGAGAACAUGGAUAGGCACCUUGUUUGUUUGUAACGUGGUCGACAGGUGAAAGUAGAUAUUCUUUUAUACGUAAUCCAAGUUUACUCCACGUGUGUGUGGUUUAUUUACAUUUGUUGUGUAAGUGGUAAUUGGAAUGGAAGCUGUUUAAAGGCAUCUGAUAAAGUUGUUUAUUGUCGCAUGAAGGACAGAAGGUUGUGUAGGUGAGAUUAGUUGGGAGGAAGCAUUGUGGUGAUUUCAGAUUUUGAUAGUUAAAGGAGAGGUAGAAUGUGACCUUUGUGUCUGUGGACGAAUCAUUCGGCACACUAAAAACGGAUAGUUGUCAGGUUCUCACAGCGAUUGAGAAUGAGGACUGGCUGUCUUCUGGGUUGUAGCGCCUUGUAGAUGUUUACCGACGUGUCAGCCCAGAAGACGGCCUUUAAAAGAAACCGGACAAUUCUUGCUCGCCAGUAUCACCAUGCCAGACUUUCCACACUCGACCUCCUUACUUGUGACUCGUUAUCAAGAAAUUAACAUAAAGAACCAUGCCAGUGUAACCUUGGUGAAUAGCCAAUGUGACAUGAGGGAACAGCAAUUACGUGAUCGGUCGGAAACUCGCUUCAAGCCCAUAAAUCAACACGCCGUUUCAAAGCUCCGAUAUGUGACCAGCUACGUGGCAGUGGUGCUGCGGUUGUUGCUGCCCGUGUGUCUUGCCAUGUAUUACGCAUGGCUGCGUAACCAGAGGACCGUCGUGAACGGAGUACGCCAGCAGCUAGGACCUGCAGUGCUCGCCGUAAUCUCCCUGUCCUCGAUCUCAGGGUCUGUAUUCUUACCAUCUUCGAAAUUGGAUCCCAUCCUCCGGACAUUCAAGGUAAUAAAAUUCAGACCACGCCAGCUAGUUGAACAAUCUGAGAAUACGCAAAGAGCAGAUAAAGUGGACACUUCGGAGCCUGAGAGGUGUGUGAAUUGUGAAGUGCUGUACGACCCCAGCCCCGAGCAAAUCCGCGCAGACGUCAUCUUCAUCCACGGACUUCACGGGUCCCUGGACAAAACGUGGAAACAGGGGAACUGGGACGUGAGGAAGGUGAGGACUGUUCCCGUCCCCCGGAAAAACUCGCACGACGGGAAGACCUGCCGGUCUCGGUCAUCCCAGAACGGAAGCUUUGCGGAAGGGAAUGAGCGACGCGUGGAUCUGUCGGGAGACAGGGUAAAUAACGAGAGGGAGCCAUACUCCACAUGUUGGCCACGUGACUGGUUGCCACAGGACUGUCCCGGGGUGCGGAUCAUUACCCUCAGCUACACAACAGAUCCUUACUUGUGGAGACCGCUUUGGAUGACCAAACGUAACAGGACUUGUAUGGUGGAGCGGAGUCGUGAGAUGAUGGAUCACUUGAUGAAGAUAGGUGUGGGCAAGAAUCCCAUCAUCUGGGUAGGGCAUUCUAAAGGUGGUCUCUUUGUUAAGCAAAUGAUUGUUGAUGCAUUUGAGAGUGGAGAUGACAAUCUUACUGGAUUUUAUUACAACACACGUGGCAUCAUGUUCUACAGUGUGCCUCAUCGUGGAUCACCAUGUGCGGACUUCAACCUGCCACUGUUGAGACAAUCAGUGGAGCUAACAGAAGUACAAAAAAAUUGCCGUGAGGUACUAGAACUUCAUACAAAGUUUCUGUCACUCAUUGAUAAGAAGCUGCUGCAAGUUGAGAUCUUUAGUUUUAUUGAAACUGUUCAAACAUUCAUGGCCUUUCUUUACAUUCAGAUUGUGUCCAUUGAAUCUGCAGAUCUUGGGAUUGGUGAGCUAUGUGGUGCUCCAUUGGAUCACAGAAACAUUUGCAAGCCUUCAAGCAGACAGUGCUUCCUGUAUAGAGAGCUUGCCAAUCUCAUCAACAGAACUGUUUGACAGAUUUUCACUACUUAGGACAUUCCAUCUACUCACUACUCACAGAAGUAAACUAGGACUUGUUUCUUCUAACCCUAUAUUGUUUCACUAUCCUUGUUUUGACGUAAA